Adineta steineri is the source of this 987-nucleotide messenger RNA. The record is from the annotation of a GenBank genome assembly. NCBI's taxonomy places the organism in Eukaryota, Metazoa, Rotifera, Eurotatoria, Adinetida, Adinetidae.
AUGAAUAAUCUUACAGCCAAAAGCACUGUUAGUAGUACAUUAUUAAACGUACCUUAUCAACUUAAUAUGUGGAUUGGUUGCUUUAUUUUAAUCACAGGAAAUCUAAGCACAUUUGGCAAUAUUAUUGUGUUUUCUUCUAAAGCAUUUCGUAAUCGUGCAUGCACGGUUUAUCUCUUAGCAGAAGCAUUUGUUGUUAUUAUCAAUUUUAAUUUAGUACUUUUAACACGAGUACUUCAAAAAGGUUUUAAAAUAUCGAUUAUGAAUCGAUUUGAUAGUAUUUGUAAAAUACGUUAUUUUGCUUCAAUGUAUACAGAUAUACUUGCAUUAACAUUAUUCAUGUUAGCUUCACUCGAUCGACUUUUAGAAGCACAACGUUCACCAGCAUUAAGAAAAUGGAGUAAUCGUACUAAACUUGCUUAUAAAGUAGUAGCAGGUUGUACAAUCGGAUGGUUUUUACUUACAGGUUCUCGACUUGUAUUAUAUAGUACAUCAUAUGGAAGUUGUGAAGCUCUACCAGGUCCUUAUGCCAUUUUUGAUAACUAUUAUGAAUCUAUAGUAUCGGGAAUCUGUCCCCCUAUUAUUAUAUUAAUAAUAUCUUAUUUAAUGGUGCGAAGUGUUCGAGAAACUAUUCAAAGACAAGCAGUGCCGGCAGUUAAUGGUGAAUUAAACAACAAGCCCAAACCAAAUUUAGCAUUUCUUCGAAAUACUGACAAACAACUUACUAUGAUGUUAUUAUGGCAAACAUUUGUUGCUAUACCAGCAUUUAUUCCUUAUGCAGCUUUAUUAAUUUAUUCCAGUAUUACUGCCAAUUGGUCCAAAUCAGCUGAAUACGUAGCUUGGGAAAAUGUAUUCGCUGAAACUAUUCGAUUGUUAUCAUAUACAUUUUUUAGUACACAAUUCUAUGUUACACUUAUUUCCAGUCAAGGCAUUCGCAAACAAGUCCGAGCUGUUUUUACAGGCAAGAAUAGUGUCAGUGUAACAUCAUAA